Messenger RNA from Lucilia cuprina (Australian sheep blowfly), 2523 nucleotides. RefSeq names its product BUD13 homolog. Bases 51 to 2279 code for a protein of 742 amino acids. Gene Ontology annotation, biological process: mRNA splicing, via spliceosome. The transcript has a single exon. The record is from RefSeq and is a predicted model, not a curated record. Lineage: Eukaryota; Metazoa; Arthropoda; Insecta; Diptera; Calliphoridae. Gene Ontology annotation, cellular component: U2-type spliceosomal complex; RES complex. Gene Ontology annotation, molecular function: RNA binding.
UUUUCUUUAGAAAAUUUUUCAUUUUAUUAUUUUUUUGAAAUAAAAUAUAAAUGUCUUCACAUACUGCUACAAAAAUUAAUCAAAAAGAAUACCUUAAAAAGUAUUUAUCCGGCGAUAAAAGCAAGAAAAAGAAAAAAGACAAGAAACACAAAAAAUCAUCAACUUCUGCUGUUAAAGUGAAAAUUAUAGAUGAUGAUAUCAAUAAUUUAGAUAAUGGACCAGAAAUUGAUGAAGAAUUGCUGCUGACUGGUGAUGAUGCUCCUCAGAUAGUGGGUGAAUAUAUAGAAGAAAACCCACGUGAAAGUAAAGUGCCAAAAUGGAAAAGUAUUGUUGUAAAAGAUGAGCCGGAGGAUGAUAGAGUUGACAAUCGACAAAAUGAAUCAGAUUUAUGGGGACGUAAGGCCGGUGAUAUACAAAUCAAGCAGGAAUCUUCUAGAGGUAAGAAAAAGACAAUACGUUCUCCUGAUAACUCUCCACCGAGAAGAAAGGAAAGAAAACGUAGAUCAUCAAGCCCGCAGCAAAAGCGGCACAAUACAGAUUCACCGCCAAGAAAAUCUAAAAAAGAUAAGUCACCUUCCAGACGUAGGAGAAAUGAGGAAUCUCCAGAUGUAAGUCAUAAAAUCAAAAAGGAACCUCUGUCUCCAAACUACAGAAAACGAGAACAGUCUCCAGUGAGACGGCAGGAUACAUCACCACCUAGACGUAACAGAAAUUCUGAUCAAUCACCUCCUAGAAGAGGAAAAAGCCCGGCUAGAAAUGAAAGGAAAAGAUCUUCCGACCAAUCUCCUACAAGAAGAGAUCGAAAACGAUCAGAAGAUAAUUCACCACCAAGACGUAGAAGAAAUUCUACUCAUUCACCACCCCGAAAACAGAAAAGUCCGACGAGAAAUGAAAGAAAAAAAUCGCCCGAACAAUCUCCUCCAAGAAGAGAAAGAAAACGUUCCAUGGACAAUUCUCCACCUCGACGAAGAAGAGGCUCCAAUCAAUCACCACCCAGAAGAGUCAAAAGUCCAACAAGAUAUGAAAAAAGAAGAUCGCCUGAUCAAUUGCCAACUCGCCGUAGAAGAGAUUCCGAUCAAUCGCCUCCUAGAAGAGGCAAAAGUCCAGCUAGAAUUGAAAGAAAGCGUUCAACGGAUCAAUCGCCACCUCGACGUCCCAAUAGAAAUACCCCUCCCCGACGAAGAAGAGACUCCGAUCAAUCGCCUCCUAGAAGAGGCAAAAGUCCAGCAAGAAAUGAACGAAAACGUUCACCCGAUCAAUCGCCACCUCGACGUAGAAGAAAUUCAAGCGAUCAAUCUCCCCCACGUCGUAGAAGAAAUUUGGACCAAUCACCGCCAAGAAAAGGUAAUAGUCCUGAUCAGUCACCUCCCAGAAAAAGCCGACGAACACCUGAUCAGUCGCCGCCACGCCGAAGAAGAAAUUCUGAUCAAUCACCUCCACGAAAAAGUACAAAUGCUUCCCCUAAAUCAAGAAAACGUUCACCAGAUCAAUCACCACCUCGAAGACGAAGAGAUACAUCACCGCCAACACGUAUAAAAAAAGAAAAACUAUCGGUAAGCUUAUCACCACCUCCACCACGACGUUCUAGAUGGGAAAGAGAAGAACAAGAGAAAAGUCUAUCACCGCCACCUACCCAUAAACCAAAACCUGGCCGUACCUUAGAGGGUAAAAAGGCAGGUCUACAAGAUGCCCAGUCUCUACAAAAAGAAACCAUGGAAAGACGUAGACAAGAAGAAAUACUUUUUGAGAAAAUGUCUUCAGAUGUAUCCGGACGUAAUGCCGAGGUACAGGUGCGUUCAACUGGCCGUAAAGGACGGCGAGCAAAAGAAGCUGCCGAAGAAGAUCCCGAAGAACGACGACGCAAAGAAGAACAUGAAGAAAGGAAAAAACUACUCUACGAUCGUUGGGGUAAGGGUCUUAAACAAAUAGAAGAUCAUAAAAAUCGCAUGCUCGAGCAGGCACAUGAAAGCAGCAAACCUUUGGCUCGCUACGAAAACGAUGAAGAUCUCGAGAGGCAUCUUAAAGAACAGGAAAGAGCCGAAGAUCCUAUGCUGCAGUAUAUGCGACAAAAACGUAAGGAGAAAGAAAAACAGUCGGGUAAACCACAAAUUCCUCGCUAUGAAGGUUCCUUUCCCGAAAAUCGUUUUGGCAUACGUCCCGGUUAUCGUUGGGAUGGUGUAGAUCGUUCGAAUGGUUUCGAAAAGAAAUACUUUGCGGUACAGAAUGAGAGACGUGCACGACAGGACGAAGCCUAUAAGUAUAGUGUGGAAGAUAUGUAAAGAGUUUAUUUGUGUGUUUGUAGUUCGAUAGAUAUCUGUUUCUAUUGUUUAAGUUAAACUUUAUAGGUUUUUUUAUAAACUUUUAAAUACAUACAUAUGUACUUGUAAAAGAUAAUGUUGAAUAUAAAUCAUUUUAUUUUUCUUAAUACAAUUGAAUGUGUUUGAUUACAUUAUAUUUUACCUUUUAAAUAUUCAAAAUUUUGUUUUUUCAGACAGUCAAUAAAUUUUUCAAAAUUUCAAAAAA